AUGGCCCCGAUGCCAGCGAAGACCUCGGAACCCUCCCUGCGGACCAUCACCUGUCGCUUCCCACUUUUCAUUCCGUCCACGAUGACUCAAGAGGAGGAGACUCGAGAAACAAUUCGGUUGCCUCUGGCUCCGUCAGCCAUCAAAGUGGGAGUGACCAUGCAGAACCGCAACGAGCACAUCUCUUAG
Capronia coronata CBS 617.96 is the source of this 186-nucleotide messenger RNA. RefSeq lists its product as uncharacterized. The coding region runs from base 1 to 186 and encodes 61 amino acids. The record is from RefSeq and is a predicted model, not a curated record. NCBI's taxonomy places the organism in Eukaryota, Fungi, Ascomycota, Eurotiomycetes, Chaetothyriales, Herpotrichiellaceae. The transcript has a single exon.